CGGAAAAGUACAUAGUAAGUGAUGUGUCGCACCUAGCUCCGAAUAUAAUGUAAUUUAGCAGAGUAUUUAAGUUGCUAAUUCCCAAUCCUUAGAGUUUUCUAUAUUUAUAAUGAUAUUAGGGUGAAGAUAUGGUUUACACAUAUGGAAUACACAAAUGAUAGAGUUACAUAUAUGAAGGACACAUGAGAAAUAUGCUGUUUUUCUCUGGAAUCUGUGCUGUUGGAGUCACAAUAGGAGCCGUAUUAUUUAUGUAUAACCGAAAAAUGGCUCGUCAACAGAACGUUGCCCUAGCAACUGUUGUUCUCGCUGUUGGAUGUGUAGUCAUAGUAACUGGCUACUAUAGCAUGGCAUCCUAUAACAGAUCAAAACAAUAUGGCUUUCAAGGUUUAGAUAAUACUCAAUUAUCAACUGAUUAUUCAAGGAAAUUUGUAGAUAGUUCAAUAUCAGAGUCAAUUAAUGUAAAGAUCAUGAGAAAUCGGACUAAAGCUGAUCAGUUCUAUGGAAUAAUGUUUGAUGCUGGGAGUACUGGUUCCAGGAUACACGUGUAUAAGUUUGUCAAGUUAACAGCAAACAGUACCCCUGAGCUGGUGGAUGAACUGUUUGAACAGGUGAAACCUGGACUGUCUUCAUAUGCACAUGAGCCCACAAAGGGUGCUGAAUCUUUUAUUCCCAUGCUAGAGAAUGCCAAGAAGUGGAUCCCUAAAGACAAGUGGCCCACUACCCCCCUAGACCUGAAGGCAACUGCUGGCCUGAGACUGUUACCUGGGACAGCUGCAGACUCCUUGUUACGAGAGACUCGUAAUGUUCUAGCCAGCUAUCCUUUCCAACUAGUUGAAGAUGUCGCUGCUAUAAUGGGAGGGAAUGACGAGGGCAUCUUUAGCUGGUACACUGUCAACUUUCUCUUAGGUAAGGUGGCAGACAUAGGUAAAUCUGUUGGUGUAAUGGACCUAGGAGGAGGUUCCACACAAAUCACAUUCCUUCCACUAGCUCAGAGUACUCUAGACAAAGCUCCGAAGGAUUACUUUGGCAGCGUAAAUGUGUUCGGAAAGAAACACAAUUUGUAUACACAUAGUUACCUGGGACUUGGCUUGAUGUCUGCCAGGCUUGAGGUGAUGGGAGGUCUCCCAGACAGUCCUAAAAAUGAACAGAAUAAGGUUGAAAAUACUCUGAGUAGCAGCUGCCUUCCUCCCAACUUCACUGGGCCUUAUACACAUGGGAACACUGAUUAUAUCAUCAAAGGUCAAGGACAUACACAUGGCUUUGAUGCCUGUUCCUUUGCCACCAAGAACGUGGUGAAGAAAUACAAACUUCAUGUUCCAGAGGAGGUGAAAUCUAUGCCUUUCUUUGCAAUCUCAUACUAUAGAGAUAGAGCUGUAGAUGCCCAGCUUGUAGAUGAAGAAGAUGGAGGUGAUGUGAAAGUGGGAGAUUUCUUUAAUGCUGCUCAAAAAAUAUGUUCAGAUCCACAUCCCAAAGAGCCUUUGCUGUGUCUGGAUCUAUGUUACAUCACAUCCUUGCUUGAGGGAAUAGGCUUCCAACCAAGUGCUAAAAUAACUAUACAAAAGAAAAUUAAUAGGAAAGAAAUCAGCUGGUCACUUGGUGCCACAUUUGAUAUGCUGGGCAAGUCAAGUUAAUGGACACUAAAACUAAUGGGCUAAUGCUUUAAUAGAUGGCGUGAUAAACACCUUAUAUGGUGAUAUUUUAGUCAAAAUUGACCCAGUGAAAGGAGUAUUUUUUUAAACAAUAGGUUAGUUUUAUUGCAAGAUAACCUAUUGCACAGUAAUCAUGCAGCAAACAGGCUGUUUUGGCAUUUUUUGUCCAAUUUGCUGUUUUGGGGGAUAUUUUAGUGAUAUUAUAGUGAAACGGUGGCAGUAUACGCACAAAAUGGUUGGUUCAUUUCUUAUGAUAGGACACUUUACGAUGGGUUUAUAUAGAAAGGGGUUUUAUAGUAUUUAUUACAUUGAUGUCAUACAACUUGUUACAUUCCUUUUUUAAAACUACCAAGCCUAGUUUACUUUGUAAAUUAUUAACUAUGGUAGCCUGUUCAAGUGUUAAGCCCUCCACAAUUACUGUAGGGUGGGUGAUAUAACGUUAGUACCACUAUUGUUAAACUCCAUUCUGAAGAAUUAUCUCUGAAAUUAGCCUUGAAAUUCUCUUGAAAUGAAGAUUGAUGCUGGGAGUAUUUUGGUUUAGAAAAAGUGUUCACAUCGAGAGAUGUUCAGAUAUACAGGUUUACUGUAUUUGAAUUAAUGGAAAUGAAAGUACAGUGAAGUCAAGUAGAACACCUCUGUUAGUGGAACACU
Molecule: messenger RNA, 2300 nt
Organism: Owenia fusiformis
Lineage: Eukaryota; Metazoa; Annelida; Polychaeta; Sabellida; Oweniidae
Source: the annotation of a GenBank genome assembly